AAUCAUUGUUUGCAGAGUUUUUUUUGGAUAAGGUACAGAUAAGAAGCCACCUCUAGAAAUCUAGCAAUAGAUCUCUCGUCUCUAAAAGAGGAAGAAGAUCUCAACUAGUGGGUCCCAGUGAUUCCAACAUAAUGUCCCAGAACUUGCCACGUGGCGUUCGUUCUGAACGGUUGCAGUACUGUUGUCCUUACAGAAUCAUUAUCUCCCUCGCUGUAAUGUAAUAUCUCUCUCUCUCUCGCUCCCCUCUUUAUGUUCCUGUCGCUUUCUGUCUGUACCCAAAUUAAGUAAAGAACCUUACCUUCUCUCUCUUCUUCUUCUCUGUUUCUUUCAUGUUUCAUGAGAGUUUCUCAGCAAUUUCUGGUAUUUUGGGUUUAUCUAGUUUAGAGUGAGAAAAACGAGUGAUAGGAGAGAGAAAAUUCUGUUUCUUUCUUAAAAAAUUUGUUGGGCGUGGAACUUCGGCUUCCACAAAUCAGGUUUCGAGCUCUUCCUUCAAUUUCUGAUUCGCCCAAAAGCUUUCCAUAUCUGAGAUCUGACAUGGAACAACAAGGUUGGAAUUUUGAGGAGAAUUACAACUUCUCCGCUAAUAUAAGAUCUAUAAGGCCACAAGAUGAACUAGUGGAGUUGUUAUGGCGAGAUGGGCAAGUGGUUCUGCAGAGCCAAAAUCAGAGAGAGCAAACCCAAGCCCAAAGUCAGAAAGAAGAUCAUCGUCAAGAAACCCUAAGACCCAACACAUUUCUUGAAGAUCAAGAAACCGUCUCUUGGAUCCAAUACCCUCCAGAUGAAGACCCAUUCGAAAACGAGGACUUGUCCUCCCAUUUCUUAUCAACCCUUGAUCACCUCGAGAGACCAGUCUCACAAACGGUUAAGCACAAGGCCGGUCCUAGCCCUCCUCAGGUCAUGCCUCCUCCUAAGUUUAGGUUAACCGAUUCCUCAUCAGGAGGAAAAGAACAGUACUCGGUGGUGACCGUUGGACCGAGCCAUUGUGGGAGCAACCAAUCUCAGAACGAUCUCGAUGUCUCGAUUAGUCAUGAUCGAAGCAAAACUAUCAUCGAUGAAAGGCUUUUCCCGAACGCAAGUUCAUCAUCAGGUGGCUCCUCCGGUUGCAGCUUUGGCAAGAACAAUAAAGAUAUGGCUAGUGGAAGAAGCCUCACAACAGACCGUAAGAGAAAACAUAUAAUGGACACUGAUGAAUCUGUGUCUCGAUCAGAUGCUAUCGGUAACAAGUCGAACCAGCGAUCAGGAUCAACGCGAAGGAGUCGAGCAGCUGAAGUUCAUAAUCUCUCCGAAAGGAGGAGGAGGGAUAGGAUCAAUGAGAGAAUGAAGGCUUUGCAAGAACUAAUACCUCACUGCAGUAAAACUGAUAAAGCUUCGAUCUUGGACGAAGCCAUAGAUUACUUAAAAUCACUUCAGUUACAGCUUCAAGCUAUGUGGAUGGGAAGUGGAAUGGCGGCGACGGCAGCGGCUCCUAUAAUGUUUCCCGGAGUACAUCCUCCGCCGUUCAUCCGUCCGAUGCAGAACCCGGUGCCGUUUCCUCGAUUCCCGGUUAUGGACCAGUCUGCGAUUCAGAAUAAUCCCGGUUUAGUUUUUCAGAACCCGGUACAAAACCAGGUCUUAUCCGAACGGUUUGCUAGGUACAUCGGCGGUUUCCCACCGAUGCAGGCCGCUACUCAGCCGAUGGAGCUGUUGAGAUUUGGUUCUCCGGCUGGACAGCAAAGUCAACAACCGUCUGCGCCGACGAAGACUACCGACGGUCCUUGUUAGGACCACUUUGCUGAUGUGGCAAACAAAUUUUCACUUCUCUUUGUUGGUUUGUUAAUUGUUUGGUUGUUGGGGUAAGUCUUCAUCUUUAUUUAUAUAAUUUUGAACAUGAUUAAAACGUUUCAAGGAUGUAUUAUAUUAUAGAGUACAACUUACAACUUUCAUUACGCUAUUUUCUGUAUAUGCGAGUUUAUGUAUGUUACUAUGUUAAUUACUAUGUCAACAUGAGAUGAGACUUUUUGUAAUCGUAUAGAACCGAAAAAAAAAAAAAUUGAGGAUAAACUGAU
Molecule: messenger RNA, 2045 nt
Organism: Thlaspi arvense
Lineage: Eukaryota; Viridiplantae; Streptophyta; Magnoliopsida; Brassicales; Brassicaceae
Source: the annotation of a GenBank genome assembly